GUCGACUCUCAAAUUUUUGAAUCUGCUGGCCGGUUUCUCAAACGCCUUUCGGGCAGUCAGAGCACGUUUCUAAAUUCGGAACUUUACGUCGCAGCCGGCACGGCGCUGUCUGCUUCGUGGCCAACGUCUUCCGGCAGAUCGAGAAUACUUUGUUUGAGGCUACAGUCGUAGAGUUGCGGGACGGCGUUCUUACGAUCGAACCAGGCCUGCGCCCUGUCCGAUAAGCUCUUAUAGGCGCCGCUCGUACGAGCACAUCUUGCCCCUUCCUCCACUCCCACACGGCAUUCUUUCUUCCCGCGCGGCCUCGACAUGUACACGCACUGCAAGACCGGGGACGAUGUCCAUUCCGCGCUGUCCACGCUCAGCCAGGCUGCCAGGGUCUUCCUCGACUGCGAGGGCGACUACCUCGGCUACGAAAGUGGACUCAUGACCGUCAUCUCGAUCGGCGCUGCAGUGGUGGAUUCGGACGAGAUGCCCAUCUUUCUCUUCGACCUCACCAUCCUCAACAAGGACGCCCUGCACCCCCUCUUCGACGGCGUCCUUGCCAACGCCGAGGUGGAGAAGAUCGUGUUUGACGGGCGCAUGGACCAGAGCGCGCUGUUACACGAGCACGGGGUGACGCUGGUGAACGUCGUGGAUCUGCAGCUGGUGGAUGUACAGAGCCGAGCGCUCCGCGGCGAGAAACCCUACCAGCAGCAGGGACGCCUGAUCGCGUUUUUGCCGCGGAACGAGGUGAAGAGGAACUCCUCCAUGUAUGUCCACGUGCACAAGCUCGAUGGGCUGGCGCACGCGAUUCGGCAGCACAAAGUCAAAAUCGACAAGGAGCUGCCCGCUCUUAAGGAUUCAUCGCGGACCCUCAACUGGCGCGUGGUGGAUGAAGCGAUGCUCGUCUAUUCUGCGAAUGACAUCAAGCUGAUAGCUGCUCUUCACGCCUACUUCGACGGCGCAGGAUAUCUCCGUCUCCUCGGGAGCAUCCGCCAACAAAGUGCGCGCUACAUCGCGCUGUGGGUCACCGCCCCGCGUAUCUGGGGAGAUGAGUACAGGUCGCAUGGACUGUUGCCGCUGGCCGUUCUCGAGGAGACCUCCUCGCUCGGCUGCAGGAUUUGUUCGGGAUGCAAACGAGCGCUACCGCAGAGCGCCUUCCCCAAAUCAGCGUGGGCAAAGCCCUCGAGGAAAUGCUGGGUGUGCCGGGCUGUCGACGUGCGCCUAAGGAUUCGCGGGAACGAAAAUCUUCUGAAGUAACAAUACUUGUAUUAAGCUAGUGCGCAUCUACGAGCUGUUGACCGCCCGGAAUGUCUCGACCGACAAAGAGUAUAAUGGUUUGGGAUGGAAGGAUUAGAGCAAACACCCGUAGGUGGGACAUCACGGAGCUGGUAUCUUGCGAAGGCGUGCGCCAGGCGCAUCAGAUGCAGCGUUGGUCACGAGGACUGUUAGCAGUAGAUCCAUCAAUCAUCAAGAUUCAUCACCCCAAACAGCUCUGCUGCCUCGCCUCAUGUCUUCCGAGCACCUUCUCUGGCUCCAUUCCAGGGCUCAUCCUGAACAGCCGAUUAUCCAAAUGAGUGCACUUCUUGGUGCUAAGCGCUCCUGCCGCACCUAGGCUGUGACUGCCCGCUUCGGCUCUGCGCCUUUACCUCGAUGGUGACUCGGCAAGCAGGAAGCAGGGUCUGCACCCCAGAAUGUCACCGCUGUUCCGUCGACUGCAUGCAUACGUACGGCGUGACGUGCUGAGGCCAUAAAUGCACAACAGUCCAGCAGCCUACGUCUCGCAUUUCACCUGCCGCGGCUUCGCUUCUACCCGUCGAGCAACCUCCCAGCACUCAAGUAGCGCUAACUACUCAGUUGCACUCGCGCUCGUAUUCCAGUCGCACGAUGUCGGUGUACGACGCCUCCCCGGAAGCACAUGCGAGAUACACAGCGACCCAGCAACGCGUGGGAGACUGGGCGCGCCAGACGUCGGCGGCUGCCACGUCGCGAGUGUCUUCCUCGAGCAGGAGCCAUUGCCCGUCAACCAGCUCCGCGGGCCCCGCACCUCGCGCAUCAUCCUCCAGCAGCAGCAUCCUCCCGUCGCACUCGAUCUCGCAGGUGCUCAGCUCCAGGAGCGGUAGCGCCGCCGGCCACACGCGGCAGGUGGCACCCACCGGCACCAUCCCCCCAUCGCGUCCGAUGUCGCACGCUCACGCCCCGUCGCACUCGAUCUCGCAGGUCCACAGCUCGAGAAGCGGCAGCUCCGCAGGCCACGCACGGCGGGCGGCACCCACCGGCGCCGUACCCGCCUCGCGUUCGAGUUCGAUGUCGCAGGCUCACAGCACCCGCAGUGCCCCCACGAGCUCUGCAGGCCGGCACCCUGCUACCCCCAGCAACAGCCUACGCCCGGCCCCGGCCCUGGGCCCGAGCGCGGCAAGCAGCAGCCGGACUGCUAGGACCUACGUCGUGACGCCGUCGCCGGGCGGGGGCGUGAUCAUCUUUCCGCGCAAGAACAAGGGGCCGCGGAUCGUGGUG
Molecule: messenger RNA, 2499 nt
Organism: Mycena citricolor
Lineage: Eukaryota; Fungi; Basidiomycota; Agaricomycetes; Agaricales; Mycenaceae
Source: the annotation of a GenBank genome assembly